AUGGAGUUCAAACAGUUUAAAGAAUUUUCCACAGACAUGAUCGAUUACGUGGGAAAUUAUUUAGAAAAUAUUCGAGAUCGGAAAGUAUUGUCAUCGGUAAAACCUGGUUACUUAAGACCACUUUUACCAACCGAAGCGCCGAAUGAUCCUGAAAACUGGAAAGAUGUGAUGUCUGACGUCGAAAAACUUAUUAUGCCAGGGGUUACUCAUUGGCAUUCUCCAAGAUUUCACGCCUAUUUCCCUACGGCAAACAGCUACCCGGCUAUUGUCGCUGACAUACUGAGCGAUUCAAUUGCUUGCAUAGGAUUUUCAUGGAUAUCAAGCCCAGCGUGUACUGAAUUGGAAGUGGUCAUGAUGGAUUGGUUGGCUAAAAUGAUAGGCUUGCCAGAAAUCUUCUUAGCCUCAGCUGGCCUGGGAGGAGGUGGAGUAAUUCAGGGCACUGCCAGCGAAGCCACUUUAGUGGCGUUGUUGGGCGCCAAGGCACGGAUACUGCAGAUAAUGAAACAGGCGGACCCAACGUUGGUGGACGCGGACAUCGUGCCCAAGCUGGUCGCGUACUCGUCCGAGCUGUCCCACUCGUCCGUGGAGCGAGCUGGCCUUCUGGGUGGCGUGUUGCUCCGUGCCCUGGACACAGACGGUGAGCACAAACUCCGCGGCGACACGCUGCGCGAUGCCAUCGCCAAGGACCGCGCCGACGGCCUGAUCCCGUUCUUCGUGGUGGCGACGCUGGGCACCACCAGUUGCUGUUCGUUCGACCGCUUGGACGAAAUCGCCGAGGUGGGCAACGCCGAGAGCAUUUGGGUGCACGUGGAUGCAGCGUACGCUGGAUCUUCAUUUGUUUGCCCGGAAUAUCGUCAUUAUAUGAAAGGAGUAGAAUUAGUCGAUUCAUUCAAUUUCAAUCCUCAUAAGUGGCUUCAAGUUACUUUUGAUUGUUCAGCAAUGUGGCUAAGAAAUCCAAAUUACGUGAUAAAUGCUUUCAACGUGGAUCCGCUUUACUUGAAGCACGAACUUGAGGGACAAAUGCCGGAUUACAGACAUUGGCAAAUCCCCUUGGGCCGCCGUUUUCGUUCCUUAAAAAUGUGGUUCGUAUUCCGUCUAAUUGGUGUCGCAAACCUUCAAAAGUCCAUCAGAAAAGAUAUAAAUCUUGCCCUUGAAUUUGCCAAACGAUUGGAAAACGACCCAAACUAUGAACUUUUCAAUGAAGUCAGUAUGGGAUUGGUAUGCUUCAGACUUAAGGGAUCCAACGAACUCAAUGAAGUGUUAUUGAAAGAGAUAAACGAACGAGGCACAGUGUAUAUGGUCCCAUCGAAAGUCAAAGGAACCUUCUUCUUGCGUAUGGCUAUUUGCUCGAGGUACACACAGAUUGAAGAUAUUGACGUGACAUGGAACGAAGUGAAUGAAGCAGGUAAAACCGUAUUGAGUAAACAAUAA
Molecule: messenger RNA, 1431 nt
Organism: Macrosiphum euphorbiae (potato aphid)
Lineage: Eukaryota; Metazoa; Arthropoda; Insecta; Hemiptera; Aphididae
Source: the annotation of a GenBank genome assembly